AUGGCUGUGCUGCUGUGCACGGUGCUGCUGUGCGCUGCUGUGCGCGGUGCUGCUGUGCGCGGGGCUGCUGUGCGCGGGGCUUGCUGUGCGCGGGGGCUGCUGUGCGCGGGGCUGCUGUGCGCGGUGCAGGAUCGAGUUCACUGGGCGUUCGCUGGCAUCAAUGUGUGUGCUCCGUUCGCCCUCUUGUAUGCUGUGUCCGUGCCCCAUCUUCUCGUGUGUGCUGGAUGGCGUGGUGCCACGGUGCGGGGCACGGGGCAGGCGCUGGUGGUGAUGGAGUACCUGGUGGCGCAUGGCACCGAGCGCGUCGUCCAAAGACCUGCGCGACCGCUCUGCCUUCAUUCAGGGCCUGGCCGAUUUCCAGUACAUGGACAGCGCGGGCAAGGACCAGGGCCUCAACGUGCGCACCAAGGCGCAGUCGCUGCUCGCCCUGCUGCGCGACUCCCGCGCGCAUUGCUGAGCUCAGGGAGCGUGCUGCUGCCACCCGCAACAGGUGCGUGCUGCUGCCACCCGCAACAGGUGCGUGCUGCUGCCACCCGCAACAGGUGCGUGCUGCUGCCACCCGCCACAGGUGCGUGCUGCUGCCACCCGCAACAGGUGCGUGCUGCUGCCACCCGCAACAGGUGCGUGCUGCUGCCACCCGCAACAGGUGCGUGCUGCUGCCACCCGCAACAGGUGCGUGCUGCUGCCACCCGCAACAGGUGCGUGCUGCUGCCACCCGCCACAGGUGCGUGCUGCUGCCACCCGCAACAGGUGCGUGCUGCUGCCACCCCGCAACAGGUGCGUGCUGCUGCCACCCGCCACAGGUGCGUGGUGCUGCCACCCGCAACAGGUGCGUGCUGCUGCCACCCGCAACAGGUGCGUGCUGCUGCCACCCGCCACAGCUACGGCAGCAACAGCUACGCGGGCGACGGCAGGAGUGUGUACAGCACGGGGUCCGCGGAGAGGGAGAGGGAGGGGGAGGGGGUGCACUCCACUGACAGCGCACACAGUGGCGAGGGCGAGAGGCCGGGCGGGUACACAGACAAGGAGAGGUACGGGGCGGAGGAGGAGGUGGAGCACAGCAGCACGGGGGGCGGUUGCAGCGAGGGCAGGCGGGCACGAGGGAGGGGGUGUGGCAGGCAGCAGGGUGGCGGGCAGCAGUGCUGGCGGGGAAGGUGUGACAGCGGGGCAGGGCGGGGGGCGGUGGGGGGCGGUGGGUACGCCGCAGAGUGCGCCCAGGCCUGCUGCCGUGCCCAGCACUGCAGCAGCCAGCGCCAGUCCUUUUGGAGAGGAAGGCUUCUCAGCAAGCAACCCCCACAGCAGCAGCAGCAGCAGCAGCAGCAGCAGCAGCAGCAGCAGCAGCAGCAGCAGCAGCAGCAGCAGCAGCAGCAGCAGCAGCAGCAGCAGCAGCCGCAGCAGCAGCAGCAGCAGCAGCAGCAGCAGCAGCAGCAGCAGCAGCAGCAGCAGCAGCAGCAGCAGCAGCAGCCGCAGCAGCCGCAGCAGGCAGCGGUGGCGGCAUCUGGUUACGCAGACCCCUCCCAGCCUGCUGCGCCAACUACACCAUAUGCCUUCUCUGCCUCAGACGCUGGCCCCACCUCCUCCGUUGCUCCCCCCCAUCCCACUGCCCAUCACCCGCCCCCCCUACCUCCUGCGAGUGGGGGGGCGGGUGCGGGAGUGAAGAAGUCGAGUGUGUUCUCAGACGUGCUCAGUGCCGGCCUCGUGGACCUCGACAUCUCUAAGGCAUCACCCUUCUCCCACGUGCCAUUCCCACUCCUCUCACCUUCCACUCUCCCUUGCUCUGCCAUCCCCUUACCCACCAUCUCCUUUCACCCGUGCGCCACCCCCUGCCACCACACCUGCGUGGCGGCAUCAGAGCCGGACGACCCACUGAGCUCGGUGGGCGUGAUGCCCAAGUCGAAGCUCAGGUCGGCGCGCGAGCGCAAGGAGGACGCCAGCCGCCACCAGCAGCAGCAGCACCGGGGGCAGGGGCAGGGGCAGGGGCAGCAGGGCGGUGUGCCCGCUGCCAUGGGCCGUGCCAUGGGCCUGGUGCUGGUGCCGGUGGCAUGGGUGGGGGGGCAGGCAUGGGGGGCAUGGGGGGCAUGGGGGGGAUGGGAGGCAUGGGAGGCAUGGGUGGCAUGGGUGGUGGGAUGGGAAUGGGAGGAGGAAUGGGGGGGAUGGGGGCGAUGGGCGGAAUGGGUGGUGGAAUGGGUGCCAUGGGCGGUGGUGGUGGUGCCUAUGGUAUGCAGGGUGCGCUGCAGCCUGCGCUGCCACAUAGCCGCCCGUGCGCCGCCUCGCGCGCCGCUCGCUACCGGCCCGCUGCAGCCCGCUGGCCGCCCACUGCCGCGCCACCUGCAGCCGCGCUGCCACCGCACCGCCCGGCCUCCUGCCGCACACGCCGCCCUGCCGCGCCGCGCUGCCCUGCCGAGCCGCGCCACGCCGCCCUCCCUACUGCCGCAACCGCGCAACGAUGCCACUCUGCCUGCUGCCGAGCCAUUCACCUUCUGCCGUGCUGUACCUCGAACCGCCCCCGGUGCCUAUAUCUGCGGCUAG
Molecule: messenger RNA, 2529 nt
Organism: Closterium sp. Naga37s-1
Lineage: Eukaryota; Viridiplantae; Streptophyta; Zygnematophyceae; Desmidiales; Closteriaceae
Source: the annotation of a GenBank genome assembly